This is a messenger RNA of Paramecium sonneborni, 468 nucleotides long. The record is from the annotation of a GenBank genome assembly. NCBI's taxonomy places the organism in Eukaryota, Ciliophora, Oligohymenophorea, Peniculida, Parameciidae.
AUGUAGAAUUGGAAAGGGAAAUAUAAUUUAGGAAAAAGAACAAUAUCGGAUUAGAGUAAUAUUAAAAUAACAUUCCCAUAAUUAGGAUCAAAUUAAUUAUUUAAAUUAUAGAAAAUAAACUUCCUGUAUUAAAGGAUGGUCCAUUUAAAGUAGUAUCAAAAAAAGAGAGAAUUAAUUAAAUACAGAAAAGAGAAACAUUUUACAUUUUCUACUCUAGAUUAGUUGCAAGACCAAAACUUAUUAAUUAAGAUAAAAUAAUAGGAGAAGUUGUGUUUUAUGUAAAAAGUGAGCUAUUGCAACAAAUUUGAAAAAUUAGCAGGAAAGGCUUUAGAUUAAAUUUUUGAAAUGGUCUAGGGUUUUAAUUCAAAAUAAGAAAAGAAGUUAAUCCUAUUCAAUAGUUAAGAAUCAAAUUUUGUAUGCAAUUUUGAAAUUGAAGGAUUAUUCAAAAACAUCAACAAAUUCCCCUGA